Molecule: messenger RNA, 2107 nt
Organism: Girardinichthys multiradiatus
Lineage: Eukaryota; Metazoa; Chordata; Actinopteri; Cyprinodontiformes; Goodeidae
Gene: mlc1
Product: modulator of VRAC current 1
Exons: 12
Coding region: 197-1408 (403 amino acids)
Biological process (GO): regulation of response to osmotic stress
Cellular component (GO): cytoplasmic vesicle; endoplasmic reticulum; plasma membrane
Source: RefSeq, a predicted model, not a curated record
AGAGAGAGAGAGAGAAAAAACAGAGAAACAGGGAGUGCAGUUAAAGAAGAAGAAGUAAACCGUGUGGGAGAAAGAUGAGGCAAUGAAGCACAAGAGGCCACAGAGAUAAAAUACUGUCUUGUAUAUGGUGUUUUGAAAGAAGGUACUUCUGUUGGCAGGAUUCACAGCAACAGUUGGCCAAAAGUCCUUUCAAAAGAUGCAUCGUGAAGAUUUGUCUGCCAGAGAAGAGUUCACCUACAGCCGCACGUCCACACUGGAGAGAGGCAAUGGGACACUCGGACGGCGGGGAGACAGGAGUCUGGAGAGAAGGCCAGACUGGGCGGAGAGGGAAAGGCCAGAGCGCAACAGCUAUGCAGUGGACGUGAGAGCCAGUGACCUGCAGCUGGCCCAGGUGGAGCCUCUAAAGCAUCCCUGCUUCAGCUACAGGGCCUGGCUCUACAGUGUCCUCAUAGGGGGGAGUCUGCUCAUCGCUUCUGGUUUCUCUCUGUACCUGGGAAAUGUGUUUCCUGUUGCCAUGGACUACUUGCGCUGCGCUGCAGGCUCAGGCAUCCCUGCAGCGAUAGCUAGCUUUGCUAUUGCCAAGAAAAGACAUGUUGCAGUGUCAGACUUUCAGGUUGUCUAUGUGUCAGCAUUUGCCGUGACGACCACCUGUCUUGUUUGGUUUGGUUGUAAACUGGUCUUGAAUCCUUCUGCUGUCAAUAUCAACUUUAACCUCAUCUUGAUGAUUGUGCUGGAGGUGUUGAUGGCCACCACCGUCAUACUGUCGGCCCGCUCUGCAGAUGACUGCUGCUGCCAUAGGAAGUCAUAUGACAGACCAGUGGUAAUAAAACCCGCAGUGUUCCCCACUCGACUUCUUAAAGCAUAUUCUGUGAUUGAAGUGAUUGUGGGAAUUUCUGCUGUAUUUGGGGGGAUUAUUGCCCUCAACAUGGAUGCUUUGCUUCCUGGUCCAUACUUAUCAGUCACAUUUUUCUGGAUCCUUGUAGCUUGUUUUCCAAGUGCAAUUGCCAGUCAUGUUGUGUCAGAAUACCCCAACAAAUGCCUGGUGGAGGUGCUGAUUGCCAUCAGCAGCGUGACAUCUCCUCUCCUCUUUUCAGCCUCGGGUUACCUUUCUAGCAGUGUGAUCAGUUUUAUAGAAAUUUUCCUCCAUGACGUGCCUACAGCUAAGCAAUCCUAUGACAUCCUGCUGUUGAUUCUGAUGGUGCUGCUGCUGGUGCAGGCAGUACUUACUUCCGCCACUGUGGUGCAUUGUGCAGCAUACAAGAGUCAGCUCCGCAUGGGGGCCCCAGAGUGCGAGGACAGCAUGCAGACUACAACUCAUUACAAUGAGCAGCAAACUCCCAAUGGGACUGUGCAGGAUUAUGAAAAAGACAGAACCUGGAAGGCAGUUUUGGUCCAAAUGGCCCAGUGAACAAUCCUGUCUUAUCUACAGAAGUCUGCCCAGCAGAAAUAUAGAAAUCAAGAAAAAGGAAGGAUAAAGCAAACUCCACAAGCAUGGGUAUAAAGAAGGAGAAAUGACAGAGGAAAACGGAGCUGAAAAAGACAGAAAAACUGACAGGUCUUCAAAGGCUUUUUUUUUUUUGGCAUAAAAAUGUGUAGGGCAUUUUCAUAUCCGUUUUAUGUAUUUUUCUACCAUUAAUUCAUGUUAAUUAUAUUUAGGAAUUACUUUAUCAGGAAAGAGUAAUUUUUAAAAACACAAAUAUUAAACAAUCAACUGGGGUAAUUAUCAGCAAUGUUUCAGUGGCUUAAGUCAUACAUACAUAGUUCGCACAUGUAGCAUUUUCUCACAUCAGAGGAUCAUUUUAUAUAUAUUUUGUUGCAUAAUUCUUUUAAAAGAUGUUUUCUAAUGUGAGUAUAUAUAUAUAUAUAUAUACAUAUAAAGUUUAUAUAUAAAGAUUUAGAUUUUUUUUAAUUUAGUUUAACAAACCCCAAGUUAUCUUAGACAUUUAGCAGUGCAGAUUUUGUUCUUCUUUGUCUUCGUGGUAAGCGGAUGUUGCAAAAUCUAUUACAAAGCAGCUGAUCUGUUACUGCAAACAUAAAGGAUUAUUGGAUGUAAAGAGAAAGGACUGAAAAGAUUAUUUUUUUUAAAAUAAAGCCUGUUUAGAGUUUA